AUGUUUCAUGUGACCAAGUUGUUGUUGCCAGUCCUGUGUAGCAUCUUCAUCACCUGCAGAGCUGCGUCCUCAGUUUACCGAAAGUGUGAGGACAGUUUGGCCACACCUCUACCUUACAGCUCUUUCACCAGCUCAUCGGUUUAUGCUCGAGAUUAUGGGGCAGGUUAUGCCAAACUUAACCGUAAACAAGGUGCUGGUGGCUGGUCGCCUUCUGACUCGGACCGUUACCAGUGGUUACAGGUUGACUUGGGUGCCAGGAAGCAGCUUGUUGCCAUAGCAACCCAGGGUCGUUAUAGUAGCUCCGACUGGACCAGCAAGUAUCAACUACUUUAUAGUGACACACAGACAAACUGGAGACCUUAUCUUCAAGAUGGAAACAUCUGGACAUUUGAGGGGAAUGUGAACAGUGAAGGUGUGGUCCGUUAUCAACUGCAGCACGCCAUAUUGGCCCGUUAUGUCCGCUUUGUCCCAUUGGACAAGAGCAAAGCUGGACGCGUUGGAAUACGUCUCGAAGUGUAUGGCUGCUCAUACUGGGCUGAUGUGAUCGGAUUUGAUGGCCAUGGAAUCCUCUCCUACCGCUUCAGGAGUAAAAAGAUGAAAAUAGUGAAGGAUGUCAUUGCUCUUAAGUUUCGAACCACAGGUGGAGAUGGGGUACUGCUCCACGGGGAAGGACAGCAAGGGGACUAUGUUACUCUGGAGCUUCGGAGGGCGAGACUUCAGCUAAGCAUGAACCUCGGUAGUAACCAGUAUGGCUCUAUUCAGGGUCACACCUCUGUGACCAGUGGGAGCUUGCUUGAUGAUGACCACUGGCACUCAGUUAUUGUUGAGCGUUAUCGAAGGAAUGUCAACUUCACACUUGAUCAUCAUGUUCGUCACUUCAGGACCAAUGGAGAGUUUGCUCACCUAGAUCUUGAUUAUGAGAUUAGCUUUGGGGGGCUACCUCUUGCAGCAAAGUCAAGCUUUGGAGGCCGAGGAAACUUUGUAGGCUGUAUGGAGGGGAUCACCUACAAUGGCGACAACAUCACACACUUGGUUCGCCGGGGGAAAGUGGACACAUCGAGCUUUCGCAAUUUAACAUUCUCCUGUGCUGAAUCCAACACCUUCCCUGUCUUCUUCAACUCCACAUCCUUCCUGCGCUUGCCUGGUCAGACAGACAGUGACACCCUGUCUGUCAGUCUGUCUUUCAGGACAUGGAACCCAAAUGGACUGCUGAUGUUCACAGCACUGGCUGACGGCUGGGUGGAGGUGGGACUGACAGAGGGCAAGAUUACUGUCUAUAUGAAUGUGACACUAAAGAAGAACACACAUAUUGAUAUUUCAUCAGGCUCCGGCUUGAAUGAUGGCCAGUGGCACAGCGUGCAUUUGAAUGCUCUGGAGAACUAUGCAAUGCUAACAAUAGAUGGAGACGAGGCGUCCACAGUCAGAACAGCUAUUCCAGUUCAGAUCAUGACGGGAGGAACAUACUACUUUGGUGGUUACUUCCAACAUUUAACCACUCACAACACACUUCAGCGCCCCUUCCAGGGCUGCAUGCAAUUGAUCCACAUAGAUGAUCAUCUAGUUGACCUCAAGGCUGUGGAACAAGGUCUCAUUGGAACCUUUGAAAAUGUCAGUCUGGACAUGUGUGCUAUCAUUGACAGGUGUGUUCCCAACCACUGUGAGCACGGUUCCCAUUGUUCUCAGACAUGGGAUACAUUUAGCUGUAACUGUAGUGGCACAGGAUACGACGGAGCUACCUGUCAUACUUCAAUGUUUCAGCAGUCCUGUGAGGACUAUAAGCACCAGGGUAAAAGCUCUGGGACUUAUUGGAUUGACCCUGAUGGCAGUGGGGCUAUAGAGCCUUUUAGAGUUAUGUGUGACAUGACAGAAGAAAAAGUUUGGACGACAGUGAAGAACAAUCUUUCACCGCAGACAUCAAUCAUGACUGCUAAUCCAGAGGAAAAGGCAGUGUUGCAUCUUUCUUACAAUGUAACAGAUGAGCAGUUGCAAUCAAUCACUAGCAGUGCAGAAAAGUGUGAACAAUAUCUAGCCUAUGCCUGCCGAAUGUCUCGUCUACUCAACACUCCAGACAGUGAACCGUUUACCUGGUGGGUCGGACGGGCCAAUGAGAAACAUUCCUAUUGGGGAGGUUCAGGUCCAGGGAUACAGAAGUGCGCAUGUGGAAUUGAACACAACUGUACUAAUCCCAAACACGAUUGCAACUGUGACGCGGAUCAUCGCUCCUGGAGAGAGGAUGCAGGCCUGCUGGUGUAUAAGGACCAUUUGCCAGUCCGGGAGGUUGUGGUUGGAGAUACAGGCAGAGCUGGAUCUGAGGCCAAAUUGACAGUGGGGCCGCUCAGAUGUCAGGGGGACCGAAAAUACUGGAAUGCCGCAUCCUUCACCAGUCCAGCAUCCUCCCUUCAUUUCUCCUCCUUCAGAGGAGAAACCAGUACUGAUAUCUCCUUCUACUUUAAGACCUCCUCCAGUCAUGGAGUGUUUCUGCAAUAUUCAGGAACAUCUGACUUCCUUCACAUUGAACUAAAAGACGGCUCCUCUGUGUCUUUCUCCUUUGACGUGGGAAGUGAGAAAAUGGAGCUUAUUGUGCGCUCUCCGGUGCCCUUAAAUGAUGACCAGUGGCAUCGUGUGGAGGCUGAGAAGAACGUCAAGGAGGCUGUUCUGCAGCUUGAUGGAGACCACCGAGAUUUCAGGCUCACACCUCCGCAGGGACAUACGAAACUGGAGUUCUACAGUGACCUAUACCUUGGUGCUUCCGGAGGUCAGAGGGGUUUUCUGGGCUGCAUGCGGGCUCUGAAGAUAAAUGGAUUUACUUUUGACCUGGAGGAAAAGGCCAAGGUGACACCGGGGCUAAAUCCAGGUUGCCAGGGUCACUGCAACAGCUUUGGGAUGCACUGCAAGAACGGAGGGAAGUGUGUGGAGCAGUACAACAGAUACUCUUGUGACUGUUCGCUCACUGCAUUUGAUGGACCCUUCUGCACUGAAGAUGUGGGUGCCUACUUUGAAACGGGAACCCUUGUACGCUAUGACUUCUUGCCGGAGGCAGCUCCCUCUGUGGUUCAGGAGGGGAAAAGCUUCGCAGGCUUUGCCGUUCCUAUUGAGGCCAACUUGACACAUGAGGAGCUAAUUUUCAGCUUCAGUACUUCCAGCGCUCCAAGCAUCCUGGUCUAUAUCAGCUCCAGGACUCAGGACUACCUGGCUGUGGUGCUUAGGCAUAACGGCACGCUCCAGAUCCGUUACAGACUGGGAGGACUACCAGAACCUUUCACUAUAGAUAUUGACCAUCGUAACAUGGCCAACGGACAGCCUCACACUGUUAACAUAACCCGACACUCACGGAAGAUACGAUUACAGCUGGACCACUACCCAGUAUCCACUUACAUAUUGCCUGAGGCAUCAGAUACAGAAUUCAACUUGAUCAAAAGUCUGUUUCUGGGAAAAGUUUUUGAAACAGGACAAAUUGAUCCCAUCUUGAUUGAGCGCUACAACACGCCAGGAUUCGUGGGAUGCCUGUCAAGAGUUCAGCUGAACAGCUUGGCACCACUCAAAGCUGCCCUGCGCUCUAGCCAGUCUGCUCCCGUCAGCACCCAUGGGAUUCUGGUCCCGUCCAAUUGCGGAGCCUCCCCUCUGACCAUCUCCCCCCUGGCGGCAAACGACCCCUGGCACCUAGAAACCGCUGGAGCUGUUUUCCCUUUCAGUGAGGAAUCGGCCAGCAGUAAGGGCGUCAAUCGCAACUCUGCUUUCAUUGGAGGCAUCAUCGCCGUGGUCAUCUUCACAGUUUUGUGCAUCAUGGUGUUCGUUAUCCGCCACAUGUUCCGACACAAAGGCUCUUACCACACCAAUGAAGCCAAGGGAGCCGAGUCGGCAGACUGCGCCGAUGCGGCCAUCAUCGUCAAUGACCCCGCCUUCACUGAAACCAUCGAAGAGAGCAAAAAGGAGUGGUUUAUCUAA
This is a messenger RNA of Nerophis lumbriciformis (worm pipefish), 3945 nucleotides long. NCBI's taxonomy places the organism in Eukaryota, Metazoa, Chordata, Actinopteri, Syngnathiformes, Syngnathidae. The record is from RefSeq and is a predicted model, not a curated record.